Messenger RNA from Cephus cinctus (wheat stem sawfly), 3675 nucleotides. RefSeq names its product serine-rich adhesin for platelets. The transcript has 8 exons. The record is from RefSeq and is a predicted model, not a curated record. The coding region runs from base 360 to 3320 and encodes 986 amino acids. Lineage: Eukaryota; Metazoa; Arthropoda; Insecta; Hymenoptera; Cephidae. Gene Ontology annotation, cellular component: nucleoplasm.
CUAUUGCAUCAUAUUGCGCGCUGAAACACAUUCUCGUUAUCGCACUUUCGAAGGGACUUAUGUCGCGUCGUAAAAUUGGAUUGGAAUUAGGAAAAAUCAAUAACAAGAAAUUAGUGAAAGUUGCAUUCUUUGAAUUAAUAACUGGUGCGUUAAUUGCUUUAAUAAAACGAAUCCUCUGACCGUCUAUUCUUGUGUUUGUGCGUGCUUGCUACCUCUCAAAAUGGCGUGAACAGCUUGGUCAGUUUUAGGUUAUUUUGCACUUGUGGUCCAGUAAUGUUUGAGACGUGCUUUCAAAGUGUAUUGUUCAGUUGGUGUUUACGUGGAUUUUGAGGUUUAGUUUUCCGAGUUAUGAGGACGGAAUGCCCGCAAGCAGUAAUGGUCGUUUUCGCGGUUACCCAGCGCGGAUGUCCGAGCGGCAGCAACUCGCGCUUCUAUUGCAAAUGACCUCCCAAGAUAUGGUCUCAGGUGGAAACCGUUCUGAUACAGCAGGAACACAGAAUACUUCUAGAUCAACAUUGCAGAGAAGUAAUUCAAAAAGUCGAUGGUCAAAUAGGAAUGGAAAUGCACCAAUGCAUAUGAGCAUCAAUCGCAAGAAUGAUUUUUGUGUUCGACAGAUAUUGAAUACUUACAAGUCAAACUCUAAACAGUCUACUGCAGAAAUAAUCGGAACAACUUCUACCGACGAAUCAAGCAGCGAUCCUAAUACUCCAAGCUCCUUGUCUGAUACUGCGACCACAGCGCCGUUCAUUGAGCAGCACGACAAUCGCCAGCAACAAGAUCGUCCGAGCGAAAGUAGACCAAGCACCACACCGUCCAUUGCUGAAGACAGUGGAGCCCCCUGUGAGAUGCGGAGAACACCACCGCAAAGCAAAGUUGAUAGAUCAGGAACUAAGCAGUCUGGAAGCUCGCCACGGGUGACGCUUCGACUUAACCAGGUGCGAAGUGCAAGAGAUGAAAAGAGAGGCAGUGGAAACUCCCGUCAGGGCAUAAGUGUGCAAAAUCAAAGCCAAAUGGAUGCUUCCUCAAAAACAUCUACUGCCUCUUCGGGCUCUAACUCUUCAAGCACGGGUCAGAGUAACAGUGGAAACCAAUCAACCGACAAUGGUGAUGUUUAUGAAUUUAAAAGUUCCAAAGAAGCAACUCCUGUACGAGGUGCAAAUUCUCCACCAAAUAUAAAUUCUGAUAAAGAAAAGGAUAGCAAACCUCUUGUUGGUACUGGAAAUAUAAGUACAGCUACAGGAAAUAUCUCAGCAAAUUCAACGGAAACAACAGUCCAAAAUUCUGAAGAAGGGACGGUUUCUACAUCACCUUCUUCCUCUUCAAAAAGAUCAUUUGAUGGAGAUGUCAUUGAAGAUCAAGAUGAUGAGAAUCGUAGGAAAAAGCGAAAAGACUCUGAGGCUCCAAAAGAUAAUGCUAAAAGUGCAUCUUCUGGACGUCAAACUACUGGAAGGAACAAUGUUGCCCAGGAAAAGUUAGAAAAGGUCUCCUCACCCGUAACGUCGUCGUUUGUUGAACAGUGUGCAAAGUCUGGCAAGCAAGGGUCGAACGCCACAUUGGGCAAGAACAAUCAAAAUUCAACAACCACGAAUGCAGACAGAAAGAGUCCGAGUUCAUCGGCAACAAGUGGAAGCAGCCCAAAACCUUCAUCAAAUGUUGGCAAUACUCAAUCGAACUCAAAAACUGCCUCCACUGCUGCCACCAUUACUACCAAUACCACUACUACUCCUUCCACGACUACAACUGUAACUACAACUACGACGACUACUAUAACGAAUACAAGUACUCCUGCACCGCCGGAAUCUGAUGGAGAAGACGAUCGCUCCAAGAGUUCCGAUUCCAGUUCCGCUCCGAAGGUCCCGCCGUUGAAGAUUGUCAUUCCCCAAAGCACGACGUCCGAACAAGAACAAGGCAGUAGGAACGGUAAAAACACAUCGAAUAGGAGUCAUCAGUUGCCUUAUGUAGUAGCAAGUUCAAAUAGUAACGAUUCUACGGAUAAAGAUCAGAGCCAAUCAGCCAGUGGAACGACGAGUCCCAUGGAAGGCAGUAACACUACUACGAAGACCGAGGAAAAGAAGGAUUUCACUGGUGCUCUUCACAGCGAAGAGAGGUCUACGCAUCAUCAAAGAGUCUUAAGAAGUUCACACAGAACGGGCAGUGGUGGUAAUGGUCCAGUAAGUUCAAAAGAAACUGUAGGUGGUUCCACGGGAAAUGGGAAUUAUUCAAAUUCAUCACCUUUACCUGCAACAUCAUCUAAUGAUCGAUCGAAUAACUCGUCGCCACAGCAGAGACAUCACUCUCCAACGCCCGAAACUACGGCGUCUGAACCGAACAAAACUGUGUCUACAGAAUCUACGACUAGUUCUACAAAAUCAACUACCUCGUCGACCGAGAAGCUCGAGAAAAAUGCUGAAGGAAAUGGAAAGAAUCCAAAAGACGGUGGAGAGAAUUCGGAGAGUACAUCCUCAUCCGCAUCCACAGCAGCAAGUAACGUGUCGACAUCAGCUCCUACAGUGGAACUUCAUCCGAGGAAGAGAAAGAUGAAGACCAAUAAAGAGGCGCAACAAGCUGCAGCGACAGCUGCUGCCAACGAAGCAGCGGAAGCUGUUAAUACGGGUCCGGAAGUUCAUCCACAUGAUCAGCCUAUCACAAAUUGCUAUCAAUUGUUUCUCAAUAUUCGAAAGCAGAUCGAACGUAGGCGUAAGGGACUUUUCCCUGUUCAACCAAAACCUCCACAAGGAUUCAAAGAUUAUUUGAUGAAUCGCUGCACUUAUGUGUUGGCUGGAAACGCGAACAAGGAACCAAAUGUAAAUCCUCCUGUUAAUUUAGCCGUGCCGAUGAAAGAUCUGUACAUUGAUCAAGAAAAAGAAAGGUAUCGACUCAGAAUGCAACAUGUAGUUGAAAAGGAGAAGCUCGUCCUGUCGGUUGAACAGGAAAUUUUGAGGGUGCACGGAAGAGCAGCCAGAGCGUUGGCCAAUCAGUCUCUUCCAUUUUCUGUGUGUACGAUUUUAAAAGAUGAAGAAGUUUAUAACGUUAUAACGCCGGAACAGGAAGAGAAGGACAGAAAUGCAAGAAGCAGAUAUAAUGGCAGACUGUUCUUGAGCUGGUUACAAGAUGUGGAUGACAAAUGGGAAAAGAUUAAGGAAGCUAUGCUAUUGAGACAUCACAACGAAGCAGAAUCUUUGCAUGCUGUUCAACGUAUGGAUUGGGAAUGGAAGUUGAAGGAGGUUGGCCUUUGCGAAUUUAAGGCCAGGCCUCAAAUAGAUGAUCUUCAUGUACCUAUGGUACACGUUUCAGACGAUUUUGACCUUCUGCCGGCUUAAUUGUUAUUUUAGAUCUGUUCAUACUUGAAUUACUAUUUCAGAAUCUCUGAAUCCCGUUCAGAGAUAAAACAUAAAAACUGUGAUCUUUCUGUAUAUAUAUAUAUGUAAUAUUUAAGGAAAUACGGGGUUUUUUAUAUUAACGUAAUGUAACGAAAAACUUUACAUUUUUCGAAUAGUGCAGUUACUAUUGAAACUGUUUCUUCAUCGAAUCAAUAGACUGCAGUCCCGCGCCAAGUACGAUAUAUGGGAGAACAGAGAUUUUCCCUUGUUUGAAAUAUGCAGAAAAUAAAUGUUAAGAAUUAUUGUGAAAAUUAUGAAUUGAUAUAAGUAAGAAAUAUGAUGGUUAAAAAAUGUU